AUGUUUAAGGGGAACAAAUCAACGCGCCAGUCGGGGUAUGAGUCGCGGUAUCCUUUGCGGGAGCUCGGAUGGCGGGCGAGGGCAAGCUCGCUGCUCAGUCGCUUUCGUGACGGCGUCGGGGCUGCCGCGCGCCCCGUCUCACCCCGAAUCCCUCAAACCGACCCCAUUCGCGACCGCCGACUCAAAACCGCCCCGCGCACCGGUCGCGACGGAAGUGGCGCCCUGAAAUAUAUCAAUGCACUUCCGGUCGACGAAUCUACAGGUGUCCCGGCGCGAUAUUAUGGCAACACUUCAAACGGAAUUAGGGCCCUAAGUGUCUUCCGUUUAGAGUUCUCUUUUCUUUGUUCCCGAUUUAUCCGUCUCCGGGUUCUC
Molecule: messenger RNA, 372 nt
Organism: Iphiclides podalirius (scarce swallowtail)
Lineage: Eukaryota; Metazoa; Arthropoda; Insecta; Lepidoptera; Papilionidae
Source: the annotation of a GenBank genome assembly